This is a messenger RNA of Kwoniella shivajii, 1986 nucleotides long. RefSeq lists its product as uncharacterized. Lineage: Eukaryota; Fungi; Basidiomycota; Tremellomycetes; Tremellales; Cryptococcaceae. Bases 1 to 1986 code for a protein of 661 amino acids. The record is from RefSeq and is a predicted model, not a curated record. Gene Ontology annotation, cellular component: nucleolus; 90S preribosome. The transcript has 6 exons. Gene Ontology annotation, biological process: endonucleolytic cleavage in ITS1 to separate SSU-rRNA from 5.8S rRNA and LSU-rRNA from tricistronic rRNA transcript (SSU-rRNA, 5.8S rRNA, LSU-rRNA).
AUGCAGGCAUCAAUCUCGAGAAUUAAACCUAUACGAGAGGCUCUCUCCGGCUCAGAGUCUGGAUCUGAAUCAGACUAUUCAUCAUCUGAUGUGACAGAAGAUGAAGAUGGAGCUGAGCUGACUCCGGCCUUGGACGCUGCCAUUCUGAGAACACUCAGUAAAAUAAAAAAGAAGGAAGGAGUCUACGGAACGGAAAAUGUAUUGCAAGAGGAACUGCAAAGAGCUCAAGCAAGAGCCGAGGCAAAAGGGAUCAAAACGGGGGUAACGAGAAAAGCUGAAAAGCCUUUUCUGCUGCAAGACUAUCACCGAGCUAAGCUUCUCUCAGGUGAUAAUAACGAUGAAGAUACCGAAGCAUCUACCGAGCCUCUAACCUACGUUCAAUCAAGGAGACUUAUGCAGGAAGAAGCAAUAUCAGCUUUCCAAUCUCUAGCAGACGGAGAGUCUGAUGAAGAAGGUGACUUCAUCAAGAAGAGAGACAAGAAUGAAGGAGAAGAGGAGCAAGAUGAUGAUGAAUAUCGCCAGUUCUUGUUGGAAAUGGGUGGAGGUGAAGAUGAAGUGAGGAAAAUCUUGGGAAUGGGUGAUCAACCCAUUUCUGGUGUCUUCGAAGCUAGCGAUAUCGAAGAUGGUAAGGAUCAAGUCGCUUCAGUGUCGAAAGUCGAAAAGAAAGAGAUUGUAGCCAAGAAGAAAGCUACAAAGGAAAAGAAGGCAAAAAAGGAUGAUGAGUUUUUGAUGAACUAUAUCUUGAACCGAGGUUGGAUCGAUCGAUCAGAUGAUCAUGUUCCGACCUACAAAGAAGUCGUUGGAAACGAUGUUGAGUCAGAGGUGGAGGUGGAUAUAAUGGAAAAGAGCAAAGCUGGACCAUCGAGUCACCCGUGGGGAGAGCUUGACGAGGAAGAUGAGUUUGACGAUAAAGCCGACGCUUUUGAGGCUGAAUAUAACUUCAGAUUUGAAGAGCCUGGAUCAUCAAAUAUUCUUUCACAUCCUCGACAAAUCGACUCCCUCGUACGUCGACCUGAUGAUGCUCGAAAAUCAAAGAGAGCGAGAAAAGCAGAACGAAAAGCUGCGGAACGAGCUGCUCAAGAGGAAAAUAAACGUUCCAAGAAGGGAUCCAAGCGAAGAGAAAUGGAGAAGAGAAUGGCUUCUUUAAAAGCUGAUUUAGCAGCUGAGGGAGUCGAAGGAGAAGUCAAUUGGGAUAGUCUGGAGAAAGUGCUGGAUGGGGAAUGGAAUGAAGGUGAAUGGGAAAAAGUGGUAGGAGGUAUGCUCAGUAGGGCUGGUGAGAAAGAGGACGAAGAUGGUAAACCCACUUGGGAUGAUGAUCUCGGAGAUGCAGAAUACGAUGAGAUAGAUGGACAAGGAGAAGGCUAUGCGGACGAAGGCAUGGAUGUGGAUAUUCAAUACGAUCAGGAUGAGGAUGAUGGACCGAUUAAUAUGGAUGCCGACUUUGUCGAAGAAGAACCUACCAAAAAGAAACGAAAGAAGGAUAAGAAGAAGAAAAACAGAGCAGUUUCGCCCGAAAUCGCCACUCCCGAUGAUUCCAACCUCACUGUCGCAGACAAAGCUAAAGCGGUCAAGGAAGCUAUGGAAGAAUAUCGAGCUUUGGAUCACGAAGAUAUAAUCGGUGAUCUACCCACCAAAUUCAAAUAUACUCAAGCUGCUCCUACAUCAUUUGGUCUUACUCCAGUCGAGAUCCUCUUAGCUACCGAUGAAGAACUGAACAAGGUUCUAAGUGUGAAGAGUAUCGCACCAUACAAGAAAGGUGGAAUUGGUAUGCAAGGUAGAGGUCUCGGUGCAAGAGUGCGGGAACUGAAAGAUGAAGUCAGGAAGAGAAGGUGGGGUCAAGAAGUCAAACCUUGGAAGGAGAAUGCUCCGGAACAUGCUGCUAGAAGGGAUGGAGGGGGUGACGGAGGAGGAGAGGACGGGGAGCGGAAGAGAAGUGGUAAGAGGAAGGGUAAGAAGGAGAGACAGAAGGCGGUGAAGUCAGAUUAA